This is a messenger RNA of Cooperia oncophora, 270 nucleotides long. The record is from the annotation of a GenBank genome assembly. Lineage: Eukaryota; Metazoa; Nematoda; Chromadorea; Rhabditida; Trichostrongylidae.
AUGAAUGCAUAUGCACGCCCUCCCAAUCUUUGGGAUAUGAGGAUAUACAUAUGCAACGAGUCUAUCAAUGGCGACUUCGGCUUAGCUGACGAACCACGAUCUGACCGGCAGACCAUGCGUGAAUCCACCAUCAAAGGGCAUCGGAGGCUCAUGCAGCAGCAAGAGGCAGAAUUUGCAAUUACUGGGAUCAGCAGAUGUGAGAAGACUUUACUACAGAAUGCGCUGUGUAUUGGGGAUUCCCAAGCACGUGGAAGAAGAACCGUGUCCUGA